UCUCGUGGGCGGAGCGGGACACGGAGGCAGGAAGCAGCCAUGGCGGACUGGGGCCGAGGUCAAAAUGCGUGCGCUGUGGAUGAUAUGCUAGAUGAUGAAAAUAAGCGCAUGACAGAAAACUUAGCCACUAAAGUCACCCGGCUAAAAACGCUUGCGCUAGAUAUUGACAAAGAUGUGGAAGAUCAAAAUCACUACUUGGAUGGCAUGGACUCUGAUUUUAUGAGUGUGACAGGUCUUUUAACGGGGAGCGUGAAGCGUUUCUCCACUAUGACCCGAUCAGGAAGGGACAAUCGCAAACUUCUUUGUUAUGUCUCUGCUGGACUAGUUGCCGUCUUCUUCAUCCUCUAUUACUUGGUGACAAGAGCACGGACUUGAGAGGGAUUGUCAAGAUUUGUACUGAAUGUUUAUUAAAGUGGGGCAAACCCCUGAUAAUGAAGGGGGAAAAAAACUUUGGGAGCCUGCCAAGUGUGCAUCCUGGGAAGAACUGUUCAAAUGUUCACAGUGAUCCACAGUCUCCAACAUGGACUCCAGUGUUCUCUUUCAAUUGUCCUGAGCUGAUUUCUUUACUUAAAAUAGGAUAUUGUUUUCUCUAAGUACUACUUCUGAAGGCUUAAAUACAGCACAAUUCAACUCCUUGAAAUGAAGCCUUCAUACAUUACUUUUCUGUCUCUGCUGGGCAGAAGGAAAAGCAUGCUGGCAAUGCGGUCUCCUAUAGUUUUAUGGUUCAUCAGGAAAAUCCUGAAAUCUCAUAGCAGAAAUGGUCCCAUACUCAAGUUAGAGUUUUAAAAAGUAUCACCUGGAGUACUAUGAUACUAUGAUACCUGCAUCUCCUGGGAACAAGUGUACUGCUCUUCUGGACAACUUAUUUCAAAUGUAAUUGUUUAACUUUAUCACCACUUCCUGGAAAUAUCAACAUUUAAGUUUACUAAAUCAUCUUUGCUUGUUGUUCUUAAGGAUUUGCUUUCUAGAACAGAAGUAUGUUCAAAAUACUCAGAAUGAAGUGAAAUGAAAACUUACAUAAAUGGUGUUAUCACUUCUUCAUUUUUCCUUCCUGUUUUUGGCUAGAUUAUUUACAUUUGUCUUUGACAACAAAUCUUACAACAAGUUAAAAUACCUUCAUUUAAAAAAAAUUGUUUUAAUCAACCUUCCUCCUUGGUGGUUUUUUUUUAAUUGAUUCACUAAUUCUAGAUUGAAGCUGCAGUCCUAUGCAAACUGUCUUGGCAAUGUGUCAAUGAACUCAGCAAGGCUUAAUUCUCAGCAGACAUAUAUAGGAUUGCACAGGAACUCUCCUGCUUAAUGAUUCCCCUCUCCUGAAAUCUUACAACUUUAGCACUCCUCAGUUUUAAUAUUUACUCCAAGGUUUUGGUACCUGGAGUUCCAACAGUGUAUUAACAGCAAAACUAAGGCCAAGCUGUAUUUACUUAACAUUGCAAUUCAAGGCAUGUGGACUGAGAACUAAGCUGCUUCUAAGCAAAUGUGUUUAGAAUUACAGCUUAAGCUUUUUGUGUCUUGCCUGGCAUUCUGUCAUUAAGCUGCCAAUGGCAAUCCAUUGUAUGUCUUGGCAGGUACAACCUGUUGAUCUUCAUCUUUAGCAUUUGAGUGAAUAUUCUACCUUGGGUGAAUCUUGCCCUUGCUGUCAACUAUUUCAUUACAUUUCCCCAUAGCAAUAGUACCUUCGCCUGUAAGUUAACUUGAGAAUAAAAUUAAACAAAUUGAAUACAUUUGUUAAUGUACCUUAUUUUCUGCAAGUAUACCUGCCUCAAGAAUUCAUUGUGAAAUACGGUAAGAUGUUACUAAGGCCUGUUUUUAGUUUCUUUUUAUCGUUGUUGUUCACUACACUAAAAUCUACUGGAUGAAGUAUUAUGUAUAAACAUUUUUCCUAAAUAAAAUCAUCACAACAGCAAAA
Molecule: messenger RNA, 1906 nt
Organism: Varanus komodoensis (Komodo dragon)
Lineage: Eukaryota; Metazoa; Chordata; Lepidosauria; Squamata; Varanidae
Gene: BET1L
Product: Bet1 golgi vesicular membrane trafficking protein like
Exons: 4
Coding region: 40-375 (111 amino acids)
Biological process (GO): retrograde transport, endosome to Golgi; regulation of retrograde vesicle-mediated transport, Golgi to ER
Cellular component (GO): SNARE complex; Golgi trans cisterna
Molecular function (GO): SNAP receptor activity
Source: RefSeq, a predicted model, not a curated record